AUGAUGUGCCAUAAGAUCUUCUAUCAAAUCCUUGAUCUUAAGCACCAUUACUCCUCUGUUUGUCGGACAGUUACCGACUUCAUCACCAUUGGGGCCAUACGUUUCAUCCUAGAAACCUACGAUCUUUUUUCACGCCCCCUGUCCUUGGCAUCAUCUCAUAAUCUGUCACCUCGAUGGUGGGGUGAGCUGGAGAGUGGGGAGACCACAAUAGCAUUAACACCUGCACACCAACACAAGAUGGAUGAUUUGAAUGGCGAGGUGCGUAUGCCGCAAUCUAGCCAUGAGAGGAACCCGAUCGAGGUCUGUUUUGACCAUUCCGAUGUGGAUUUCGCCUACAAGAAUGCUGUAGAGAACAGUGCCGUGCUAGUUAGUGAGCCCGAGGAGAAGGAAUGGGGACAAAAGCUAAUGUACGUUCAAGAUAUUGACGGGAUUGUGGUGAGGAUGGGGAGCUUAAUUUUUUAA
Molecule: messenger RNA, 462 nt
Organism: Olea europaea var. sylvestris
Lineage: Eukaryota; Viridiplantae; Streptophyta; Magnoliopsida; Lamiales; Oleaceae
Exons: 4
Coding region: 1-462 (153 amino acids)
Source: RefSeq, a predicted model, not a curated record